This is a messenger RNA of Cariama cristata (Red-legged seriema), 702 nucleotides long. Its product is annotated as platelet-activating factor acetylhydrolase 2, cytoplasmic-like. The transcript has 5 exons. Bases 1 to 702 code for a protein of 233 amino acids. Gene Ontology annotation, molecular function: 1-alkyl-2-acetylglycerophosphocholine esterase activity. Lineage: Eukaryota; Metazoa; Chordata; Aves; Cariamiformes; Cariamidae. The record is from RefSeq and is a predicted model, not a curated record.
AUGCUGAGGGGAGGAUCUGGCCCCAAACUUGCGGGGUGGAGGAGCUGGGUUAACCGGGGAAGGGGCAACUCUCACUUCCAGGUCCAUCAGAGAGCGGAGGAAUGUGUGAGAGCGCUCCGGCUCUUCGAGGACAUCAGCAGCGGUAAACCUGUCCCGAACGUCCUUCACUUCGACUUCGACCUCUCCGUGCUGAAGGACAGCGUUGAUCUGACCAAAGUCGCUGUCAUGGGCCAUUCCUUCGGUGGGGUGACAGCAGUGCUGGCCUUGGUGAAAGAGCCCAGCUUCAGGUGCGCGGUGGCUCUCGACGCCUGGAUGUUCCCUCUGGAGAACGCGCUGUACCCGGAGGUGCCCAAGCCUGUGCUCUUUAUCAACACCGAGAAGUUCCAGACACCAGAAAACAUUGCCAAAAUGAAGAGGCUGAGCUCUAGAAACAGCCAGACAAAGAUUAUAACCAUCCUGGGAUCCGUGCACCAGAGCCAGACCGACUUCACCUUUCUCACUGGGAAGCUCAUCAACCGCAUCUUCAGCACGAGGGGGACCCUCGACCCCUACAAGGGUCUGGACAUCACCAGCCGGGCAGCUCUGGCCUUCCUGCAGAGGCAUCUCAACCUGGAAGGGGAGUUCGAUCGAUGGGACAACCUCCUCGAAGGCAUCGGAGACUCGGUUGUUCCAGAAGCACCGUUUUUCCGCUCCAACCUGUAG